CCUAACCAAUAGAGAUUAAGCGCCACCACUGCCUCUCUCCAGAUCGGUGGGAGGAUCCUAUGUUUGUCUGCCCUGUUUCUUAGCACCCUCUAUGUAGGCUAAUUUGCCGAAUACUGCAGCAAGGGUGUCACGAUCCAGAGGGAAGUAAGUCGGGAGGAAAAUCUAAAUAGUGUCCAGAAGACAGAGAUGGCAGCCAUUAGGAAGAAGCUAGUGAUUGUCGGAGAUGGAGCCUGCGGAAAGACCUGUUUGCUCAUCGUCUUCAGUAAAGACCAGUUCCCCGAGGUCUACGUGCCCACCGUGUUCGAGAACUACAUUGCUGACAUCGAGGUCGAUGGCAAACAGGUGGAGCUGGCAUUAUGGGAUACAGCUGGCCAGGAGGACUACGACAGAUUGAGGCCUCUCUCCUACCCUGACACAGACGUCAUCCUCAUGUGCUUCUCCAUCGACAGCCCUGACAGUUUAGAAAACAUCCCAGAGAAGUGGACCCCUGAGGUGAAGCACUUCUGCCCUAACGUUCCCAUCAUCUUGGUGGGCAACAAGAAGGACCUGAGGAAUGAUGAACACACACGGAGGGAGCUUGCCAAGAUGAAGCAGGAGCCGGUGAAGCCAGAGGAAGGCCGGGACAUGGCGAAUCGCAUCAGUGCCUUUGGCUACCUGGAGUGUUCAGCUAAGACCAAGGAUGGUGUCAGGGAGGUGUUUGAGAUGGCCACCAGGGCGGCGCUGCAGGUCCGCAAACGCAAGAAGAGGGGUGCCUGCCUGCUGUUGUGAGUGGGAGGACCUCUGUCGCCACAAAAGUCUGACAAGACAUCAACUUCAACAACCCAUACGCAAGAAGGACUGACCUUUUCCCCAAAUGGCUUCUUUGUACUGUAUCUCACAUUUCACGCUAAAGAUGUGGUGCGACGAAAGUGCUGAACGUUAAAGAACAAGGAAAAGGACUGGUCUUGUAACACAGGUUAGAUAUUAGUGUUUUAACCUCCUAAUUAAAUGUUUUCUUUUUGUUUAUUUUCCGCAGUGGGCACACUGUCUUUCAUCCAGUUUUUUUCACAAGCAUUUCUUUUUCCUGUCGCUUUGAGAAGAUAAUAAAUGCACCUGUAUUUGUAUGCAACAUUUUUGGCUGUCCUUUCCUGGGCCUGUUUGUGCAGCUGUGGGCACCUGAGUUAGUGCUGUUGUCAACCUUCACACUACUGGAAUUAGGACUUAAGUCUUAUUCCACUCUAGCCUUUCCUAGCAGUUAGUUUUGUUUUGAUUGUAAGAGGGUAUACUUUCACGGGGAGAUGUUUGGCUCUUCAGAACCAGUGCCUUUUUUAGUUAUUUUUCCUUGCACGAAUCCAGUAAUUCUCCUGACACAUUGGUGAACUCACUAGCAGGGGAGCUAAGGGCCUCAUCAAUAUGAGUGUGUUUUGUCCUGCAUACUAAGCUUUGCCACAAAUAACCAAGGCUUUCAGUGUUCAGCCACAAAAAUAAACUACUUGACUUCAUUAUAUUUAGCGGAAAGCCAGUUGGCCAGUCAGCAUAGCAUAACGUAGUCUAGAAACAGUCCAAUCCUGCAUGAUACCGGGCUAUUAAACAGUCUGAGCACCUCACGGCACUGUAACGCGACCCUCCAAAAGUGUGCGCGCAUAGGGAGAAGUCCAUCGGCCCCUUCAAUAUACUGUGGUUUUAACAGCCGUUCCUCUGUCAUUCUGAAGCCCUGUUGAGAGAAACUUGACAGGCUUUUAAAGAUUUCAUAAACACAAGCCAAUGUGACUGUACAGUUCAGAGUACAAACCUACAAUCAAUAGUCUUCAGUCUACAGGAACUACAAUGCAGCUGAUCAUUAUCUUUUUUUAGAAUGAGAGUAUCGAUGCGUUUUUGGUCACAAGGCCGGAGUAUCUGGGUAAUGUGGAACAUGAGGGACCGAUCCAAUCUGAAAGAAUCUUGUCACGUUUUACCGGCCUGAGGAUUUCCAGUCAUACUGCAUUCUAAAACGACAUUCUAAUGUAAGGAAACGCAUGAGUGUUUUUCAGUGCCUUGCCUUCUGUUUCUUGGCAACCUGGGUGUCGUUGACGUAUCCCUCCCUGAGGGCAGAGAGAACGGACUGUUUGCUCAUCACCGGGGUGAGGACACAGCCAGUCGACUUUCACACCUCUGUCUUGUAGCAAAAGCUUGCUGCGGUAAAAUGGUCAGCAAAGAAAGUCUGUAACCAAAUCAAGAUUUGCAUGGAGUCAUUUUCUAAGGUACUCUUCUCCACUUUGCUCAAAACAUGCCUGGUUGAAACCUCAGCUAGAAACUGAUCGUUCCAAAUGUAGGGUCCCUCUUGAAGCUGGAGGUUGAUUGUUUUUCAAUUGCGUUACAAAACUCCCCCUGUGUGCUUUUCAGGAACUGGUUUAUCAAUUCUCCAUUUGUUCUGGCUCAGGGUUAUUUGUCAAAAAGGCAAGACCUGAAAUAGAAAUCCAUAAAAUAAAUAUUUUUUUUUUAUGUGAGAGUUGGCUGCCAAGAAAUUUCCCAAAACAGUUUUUCUCCUUAUCUGUCUCACAGCCAGAAAGACAUGCUCAGUUCUGUCAUGUUAACAUUAACGGUUGGAUCGUUUCUAUACUGAGUUAUGACUGGUAUGACAUUCAGACAGGGUUUCUUAUCUGUCAUUUUCUAUUCCAUGAUUGAGUGACAACAUGCAAAUCAAGGGGCAUUGAGGUAACUUGUCUAACCAAUAUGUGUAUUUUUUUUUUUUAGCUGUCAAUCUUUUGACCUAAUACAGUAUAUGUAUUGGAGCGCCAAGGGAGCUUUAGUGUUCCGGAAACAGACUGGUAUUGGUAUAUAAUGUAUCCUUGCAUGUUUGUCUUUACUUUCUAAAACCACCUGUUUUUAUUACAUCUUACGUGUCUCUGCCUUGGCUCCAUCGUUACACAACAAAUCAAAUGUGCACAUAUAUUUUCUGUAUGGCUUUGAAUCUGGUUGAAAGUUUCACUUGGAUUGAAGUGGAAAUGCCAAUUGAAGUUUACUCUUUUGUAUCUUUAGACAAUUUGUCAAAGAGGUGUCCAAGAAGCCUUUCUCUGUACUGAUUCUUCACAGCAUUCCAAUUUCUCCUGAUCUGUCUACCGGUCGUUCUUCUGCCUGCAUCCAUCUACCAGUCAGUCACUGUUAGUCCAACCAAGCAGGGUUUAAUCUGUCAGAUGGCUCCAAAUGCUACAUGACAUGUUUUGUCUUGCAUGAAACCUGUUGUGGGGUUUAUUCCAAAAUACAGAAACAAUUAUAACAGCUGGGUUUUGUGGGAUUUUGAGUCAUUUAUGUCCAAAUGGGUUGUUUUGCUAUCAUGUAGCAGGGCUGGACAGAGCCCUCUGGUGGCCAACCUCUCCGUGUCAGAAGGUACUGUAGUAGAAAAUGGCUUUGCACUCGAGCAGACCAUAAUAGGCGGUGUUACCAACUCUCUCCAAGUAUCGCAGUGUUGCGCCUGUUCAGGCGAGAAGCUCAGAGGAAUUUAGAUUUAGUCCCUUCGGGAGUUUGUCUACACAAAAUAGAACAUAAGAGAUUUGGCAUUUUGUUUCCGUAUUCCUUGUUUGUACGGGUGUAUGUUUAAACCGUGUAUCCAUGUCGCCAAUUCAAAGGACAGCAACUUUUAAGAUUUCAGAUCUACACGCCAACGUAAAUGCCAAUUUUGGCAGAUCUAGAGAAAGGCAUUUGUUAGACGGAGUCCACCAUAGUUCUAUAUAGCGUAGAAUGUUAAAACCGAACCCAAAGGCAGGAGGAAAACUACAUAUCAACAAGAGAAGCAUGUAUACUGCUGAAGACCACACUACUACUAAACCUAAUCUUUAUCAUGUUGGUGUCUGCAUGAGUGAAACCAUGGUCUCUAGAACACUAUGGCUCUGCUAUGUGAACAGCUAUUGGCUCAGUGUCUGUAACUCUCCUCUUUCUGGAACUAUUUAAAAAUGAUGAUCCAGAUUUAUAUGAAAGCUCAUUGUAAUAAUGCUUUGUAAACAAAAAGUGUUGUAGUGAAUGUCUGAUUAAAGUGAACGCAAACAAUGUUAAUAAACUAUUUUUGAGAAAAGAUUAUA
Messenger RNA from Esox lucius (northern pike), 4034 nucleotides. Its product is annotated as rho-related GTP-binding protein RhoA-D. NCBI's taxonomy places the organism in Eukaryota, Metazoa, Chordata, Actinopteri, Esociformes, Esocidae. Gene Ontology annotation, cellular component: neuron projection. Gene Ontology annotation, biological process: small GTPase-mediated signal transduction. The transcript is spliced from 5 exons. Gene Ontology annotation, molecular function: GTPase activity; GTP binding. The record is from RefSeq and is a predicted model, not a curated record. Bases 187 to 768 code for a protein of 193 amino acids.